This is a messenger RNA of Marmota monax (woodchuck), 4088 nucleotides long. RefSeq names its product DDB1 and CUL4 associated factor 8 (gene Dcaf8). NCBI's taxonomy places the organism in Eukaryota, Metazoa, Chordata, Mammalia, Rodentia, Sciuridae. Gene Ontology annotation, cellular component: cytoplasm; Cul4-RING E3 ubiquitin ligase complex. Gene Ontology annotation, molecular function: protein binding. The coding region runs from base 265 to 2055 and encodes 596 amino acids. The record is from RefSeq and is a predicted model, not a curated record. The transcript is spliced from 14 exons.
UGGCGGCGGCGUUGGUGGCGGCAGUGGACGGGACGGCUGGGCCUGGAACAGUCGGAGCAGCCGCUGGCAGAAGGAUGACCCAAGACGGGAAGCGGGCUGCUGAGCCUCGCCGGCUCCCGUGCUUGUAACUGCCCCAGCCGGACACCCCCCCCUUGACCUACCCGUCCUUCAGUGAAUCUGCAGACCUAUUUUCUCAGGAGUUCAGCCUGGCCUUACUUCAGUGAUAAAAGGAGGAAAGGCUGGCUAUAGCAAACAUCAUUCAAGAUGUCCAGCAAAGGAAGCAGCACAGAUGGCAAAACAGACUUAGCUAAUGGAAGCCUGUCUAGCAGUCCAGAGGAGAUAUCUGGAGCUGAAGAGGGAAGAGAGACAUCCUCAGGCAUUGAAGUAGAGGCCUCAGACCUGAGUUUAAGCUUGACUGGGGAUGAUGGUGGCCCCAAUCACACCAGUACAGAAAGUCGAGGCACAGACACAGAAAGCUCAGGUGAAGAAAAGGACUCUGACAGCAUGGAGGACACUGGCCAUUACUCCAUCAAUGAUGAAAACCGAGUUCGUGACCGCUCAGAGGAAGAGGAAGAGGAAGAAGAGGAGGAAGAACAACAACCUCGGCGCCGUGUACAACGCAAGCGAGCUAACCGUGACCAGGACUCAUCAGACGAUGAGCGGGCCUUGGAGGAUUGGGUGUCCUCAGAGACAACAGCCCUGCCCCGACCUCGAUGGCAGGCCCUCCCUGCCCUUCGGGAACGGGAGCUGGGUUCAAGUGCCCGCUUUGUGUAUGAAGCCUGUGGGGCAAGAGUCUUUGUACAGAGGUUCCGCCUGCAGCAUGGGCUUGAGGGCCAUACUGGUUGUGUCAAUACCCUGCACUUUAACCAGCGCGGCACCUGGCUGGCCAGUGGCAGCGAUGACCUGAAGGUGGUAGUGUGGGAUUGGGUACGGCGGCAGCCAGUACUGGACUUCGAGAGUGGCCACAAAAGUAAUGUCUUUCAGGCCAAAUUCCUUCCCAAUAGUGGUGAUUCCACCCUGGCGAUGUGUGCCCGGGAUGGGCAGGUUCGGGUAGCAGAACUGUCUGCCACACAGUGCUGCAAGAAUACAAAGCGUGUGGCCCAGCACAAGGGAGCAUCCCAUAAGUUGGCCCUGGAACCAGACUCUCCCUGUACGUUCCUGUCUGCAGGUGAAGAUGCAGUUGUCUUCACUAUUGACCUGAGACAAGAUCGGCCAGCUUCGAAACUGGUGGUGACAAAAGAGAAAGAGAAGAAAGUGGGGCUAUAUACAAUCUAUGUGAAUCCUGCCAAUACCCACCAGUUUGCAGUAGGUGGACGAGAUCAAUUUGUAAGGAUUUAUGACCAGAGGAAAAUUGAUGAGAACGAGAACAAUGGUGUACUCAAGAAAUUCUGUCCUCAUCACCUGGUGAACAGUGAGUCCAAAGCAAACAUCACCUGUCUUGUGUACAGCCACGACGGCACAGAGCUCCUGGCCAGUUAUAAUGAUGAAGACAUUUACCUCUUCAACUCCUCUCACAGUGAUGGGGCCCAGUAUGUUAAGAGAUAUAAGGGCCACAGAAAUAAUGCCACAGUAAAAGGCGUCAAUUUCUAUGGCCCCAAGAGUGAAUUUGUGGUGAGCGGUAGUGACUGCGGGCACAUCUUCCUCUGGGAAAAAUCAUCCUGCCAGAUCAUUCAGUUCAUGGAGGGGGACAAGGGAGGUGUGGUCAACUGUCUUGAGCCCCACCCUCAUCUGCCAGUGUUGGCAACCAGUGGCCUAGACCAUGAUGUGAAGAUCUGGGCACCCACAGCUGAAGCUUCUACUGAGCUGACCGGGUUAAAGGAUGUGAUUAAGAAGAACAAGCGAGAGCGGGAUGAAGAUAGCUUACACCACACUGACCUGUUUGAUAGCCACAUGCUCUGGUUUCUUAUGCAUCACCUGAGACAGAGACGCCAUCACCGGCGCUGGCGAGAACCUGGGGUUGGGGCCACAGACGCGGACUCUGACGAGUCUCCCAGCUCCUCAGAUACAUCGGACGAGGAGGAGGGCCCCGACCGGGUGCAAUGCAUGCCAUCCUGAGGCCUCAUGCCUAAGAGGGGCGGGCUGGGGCUGCCAACCCGAUCCUGCCUGGGCACUGCUUUCCUGACCCAGGCCCUUAAAUUCAGCAGAAACGCACUUUGGACUUUUUGUUUAGAAGAUAUCCCAAGAGAAGGACAGACCAGACGGGGAUUGAACCAGCAGACAGCACCUAGGAGGAGUGGGAGUUGAGCCCUGGAAUGGGUUCUGUGGAGAGGCACAAAGGACUCAGCAGAAAUGGCCUCUCCCUGAAGCUUUUUUUUGGGGGGUGGUGGGGAGCCUGUUUUGUUAACUGGUUUAGGAUAGGCAAUGGGGCUUCUUUUAAUCUCCCUUGUUUCCUUUGUGGGGGUGGGGUGAGGGCAACAACUGGCUGUUCAGUACCAAGGGGCCAGAGUGGAGGGUAGGAGUGCCACUCGCUCUUUGGUUUAGGUUUUUGACCUUUUUUUCCCUUUGUUUUUUAAAGUCUAUGACAGUUUCAUUGUUUUCCUCCUGAGCAAAUCUAUCCCAGGAUCCUGUUUUUCUGGGAAGUCCUUAGAGCCCUUAACCAUCCCACACUUCUCACUUUCCACCUCAUUCAUUCUCUGUACUCAUCACAGUGUUUUGCACUUGAUUAUGUAUCCUUCACUCUCUUCUCUUCAUCCCAUCACCCCCUAAAUAGGUCUGGUGAAGGAAAUUGGAGAGAGGUGGGAGGAGGGGCAGAGGUGGAAGAAGAAUAGGAAGGAUAUUACCUCUUCUGUUAUUUUUUUUUUUUUUUAAGAAUUGUUUGGUGGCAGCAAUCUCCCUGUCCCUAUCACUAUUAGAGGCCUAAUUUUAUAUCUAUAAAUAUAUUAAAAAGCAAGUCAAACUUGGAUGUAUCAAGUUAAAAUUAUUGUCAAAGUUUAAAUACCUAUAUAUUCUCUAUGAAUGCAAUAAAGGGACUUAAAGGAAGAAUGAGCAAGAGUAAUGAUGUCAAAAUGACACCCAUGGUUAACAUGCCCUUUAUAUAUGGCCAUUAAAGCCUGGGGCUUACUCUUAGGUUUUUAGGAGGCUCAAUAAUGGAAGGAUCCUCAGUUCUGCCCUUUUCUGCCUGGAUAUAGGGGUUGGAAAAACAUUUUCUCUAAACUCUGCCUCAGAUCCCCUAACUCUCCUUAAGUCUCAUGGGAGCUCCCAGGAUGGGUGUUGAAAUCAGAGGCCGGCCUAUUUUUAAAACAUAACAGACCUGUGACAUUAGAAAGGGCGCUGCCACCCACUGCCUACUCUCUCCCGAUCUUGUGUAUGACAGAAGAUACACACAUUCUCUUAGCUAUGAUUCUUUAAGCAAUCCGGCUCCAUAUCAGCCCUUCCUAAUGAAAAUAGUAAAGGGCAAAUUUCUUGGGUUUGAUUUUAUGUAAAUUUUGUCCACCUCUUGGUAUCUUGGGAUUGAGGGACAAGAAAGACAGUGAUCUAACCAGGCACAGUGGUGCAUACCUAUAUAAUCCCAGUGAUUCAGGAGACUGAGGCAGGAGGAUUUUAAAUUCAAAGCCAGCCUCAGUAAUUUAUCGAGACACUGUCUCAAAAGGAAAAAAAAAUAUAGAUUUGGGAUGUAGCUCAGUACUAAAGCACUCCAGGUUCAAUUCAAAGUACCCAGAAAAAGAAAGAAAACAGGAUUCUGGUGGCUAGGGUUUGGACACCUCUCUUAUCAUUUGUCACUGAGUAUGAAAAUCCUAUUUGAAUUCUUGCCCUUAACUGCUUUUGCUGCUAUUUCUCUGCCCCCAAUUUCCACAAGAUCCAGUUAGGAAUUCUGCAUCCUGGAACAGUUGGAUUCUACUAAACCAGGCCGUGAAGAAGAGGGGGAAAAACUGAGAGGAUGGUAGUGCCAGACAUUCCUUCCUCCUGCCCCUUUUCCUAGCAGCUCUCAGACUCGAUGUUAGCUAUUGCACUUUCUUCCUGAGGUAGGGAAUGUGUAGUGACUCGAGUGGUUUGUCUCCCUAUUGCUAAUGGAGUGAUACGGUGGGACUUAAAACCAUGCACUCUGGAAUUUGUUGUAUUUUCUCAGUAAAGCUUUCCCCCACACUCUG